This is a messenger RNA of Xyrauchen texanus (razorback sucker), 2966 nucleotides long. Its product is annotated as RPE-retinal G protein-coupled receptor-like. Lineage: Eukaryota; Metazoa; Chordata; Actinopteri; Cypriniformes; Catostomidae. Gene Ontology annotation, biological process: visual perception; G protein-coupled receptor signaling pathway; phototransduction. Bases 238 to 1125 code for a protein of 295 amino acids. Gene Ontology annotation, molecular function: G protein-coupled receptor activity. The record is from RefSeq and is a predicted model, not a curated record. The transcript has 7 exons. Gene Ontology annotation, cellular component: membrane.
GCGAUUUACUGUCGCCUUGUGUAAAUACGUAUUAGGAGGCAAUGGUAGAAGUUGUUACGUUCAUUAAGACAUUCUUGUGCGGAUUGAAGCAAAUGGAAAGGGCUUUACAUAAUUACGUUCAUGCUUAUUCACGUGAAAUGCUCCUUUAAAAGAAGGCUUCGUUUGAACACACUGAUGCACAUCCAGAACGAGCGGACUGAAUAGUGGACUGUGAUUUCUGCACAGUUUGGUGUCAAAAUGGUGAAAUCUUAUCCUUUACCGGAGGGAUUCUCCGACUUCGAUGUGUUCUCCCUCGGAUCGUGCCUGCUCGUGGAGGGUCUCCUCGGAUUCUUCCUGAAUGCUGUCACGGUUGUUGCUUUUCUCAAAAUAAGAGAAUUACGGACCCCAAGUAAUUUCCUUGUAUUCAGUCUUGCCUUGGCAGAUAUGGGUAUUUCUAUGAACGCUACUGUUGCUGCCUUCUCAAGCUUUUUGAGAUACUGGCCUUAUGGAUCAGAUGGAUGUCAGACCCAUGGCUUCCAAGGAUUUGUGACAGCUCUUGCCAGCAUCCACUUUAUUGCAGCCAUUGCUUGGGACAGAUACCACCAGUACUGCACCAGGACAAAGUUGCAAUGGAGCAGUGCCAUCACCCUGGUUAUCUUCAUCUGGCUCUUCACUGCCUUCUGGUCUGCCAUGCCUCUCUUUGGCUGGGGAGAGUAUGACUACGAGCCCCUGAGGACCUGCUGCACACUGGACUACAGCAAGGGAGACAGGAACUACGUGUCUUACUUAAUCCCCAUGUCCAUCUUCAACAUGGGCAUUCAGGUGUUUGUUGUGCUGUCUUCCUACCAGUCCAUUGAUAAGAAAUUCAAGAAGACCGGCCAGGCCAAGUUCAACUGUAGCACACCUCUGAAGACCAUGUUGCUUUGCUGGGGCCCCUAUGGUGUUCUGGCUUUCUAUGCUGCUGUGGAAAAUGCUACCCUUGUCUCUCCUAAACUAAGAAUGAUGGCUCCCAUUUUGGCCAAGACAUCACCUACUUUCAAUGUCUUUGUUUACGCCCUUGGAAAUGAGAACUAUAGGGGAGGAAUCUGGCAGUUGCUCACUGGGCAAAAUACUGAGACUCCUGCUAUUGAGAACAAGUUCAAAUAAAUUAACCAUAUCAUAAUAGUUAAUGUCCUGGUCAUUUCUAACAGGUAUGACACAUGCUUAUUGGCUUUGUUUGCUCAUGUCAUCUUUGCUGUAUAUUUGUGUGCCAUAGGAGUGUUGAGUCUAUGUUUGUGGUAGUAUGGUCUGUUAUAUUUAAAAUAGGAGAUUUUGAAGAGUAUAUUUAUGGCUGCACUGACAUUCUGACAAAGCACAUAAGCUAUUCCUAAUGGAAAUGUGACUGAACAGGGUUCAUUUUUUCCUAUAUCAUUGUAACGGACUUGUAAGAAUGGAAUUAUGCGGCAUUCAAUAAGGUUUAAGCUGCUUCCAUUUAUGCUGUUGAAUCAAAUCAUAAUCAUGAAUUAUAUCAUCUAUUUUGAUGUAUAAAUUUGCUGGUAAUCCGUUCAAAUAUUUUAUAAUUGCAUAUAAGUGCUGUAAUACUAUAGAUAACAACUACCUUUUCUAAUAUCACAUCAGUCAAAAAGACAGGACUCCACUGAAAUAAACAAAUUCCUGCUAUCUUAAAUAGCGCAGUACUUUUACAUUUACCACAAAUUUGUUAAUAAUUUUAGUCAUGUUAUCCAGAAUGUAAAGAAUGACGCUCCCUAAAAAUAUAUAUAGUGUACUUUAUUUUCCACAGUGGGAAAUUACAUGCUUUGAAAUAAGGUCUACAUCAAGCUUAUAGGGCAGAAUUAGGCAAGCAGCAUUUUCUAAUCCCAGUAACAACAGUGCUUUUCAUGAAAACACAUUCCCCCAGUGCACAAGAUUAGUCAAAAGGACAAAGAUUAAGCACAAGACACACAGCAAUUGGAAAUGUUCUCAGACCAGUGAUCUUACUACAAAUUCUCUCUCCAUUACAACAUCUUGAAGCAUACUGAUAUCUGAAAAAAAAAAAAAAAAGAAUUAUUAAACAGCAAUAUUAUAACUAUAUAUUCAGAUAACAUACAGUCAGAGGGAACAGUAAUAUUAGAACUAAUGAUAGGUGAGGCCUGGGUAGCUCAGUGAGUAAAGAUGCUGACUACCACCCCUGGAGUCACGAGUUCAAAACCAGGGUGUGUUGUGUGACUCCAGCCAAGUCUCCUAAGCAACCAAAUUGGCCCAGUUGCUAGAAAGGGUAGAGUUACAUGGGGUAACGUCCUCAUAGUCACAAUUAGUGUUUCUCGCUCUCAAUGGGGUGCAUGGUAAGUUGUGCAUGGAUCGGAGAGUAGCAUGAGCCUCCACAUGCUGUGAAUCAAUGCGGUGUCAUGCACAAUGAGCCACGUGGUAAGAUGUGUAGAUUGACUGUCUCAGAUUUGGAGGUAACUGAGACUUGUCCUCCACAACCCGGAUUGAGGUGAGUAACCGCGCCACCACAAGGACCUACUAAGUAGUGGAAAUUGGGCAUUCCAAAUUGGGAGAAAAGGGGAUAACAAAAAAAAAUACUAAUGACAGGUAAUUUUUGAAACUAAGGGUAAAAUAACCAGUAUCAGACAAUGUAAGUUAUCAAGAACAUUUUCUUUGGGCAGAAGCAGACUCAACCGAGCAAGAUUUAAGCUAAAAUGAUGCAGAAUAUGGUCACUAAAAAUUUCACAGAUAAAUAUAAAAGACAAUAACAUACUGUACAAGAUCCCCUUGAUGACACUCUAACAGAAUAGUGGAGAUUAUUAAUUCAUAGUAAAACAGUUUAAUAAUGACUAUCUUCUAAUGUGUUAUUAAGAAAAAAAGACAAACUUUUACUUGUUUGUACUAACAAAUACUUAGAAAUGCACAUGAAAUGUAGCUUAUUUAAUAACAAAGUUUUGACAUUAUGGGGUCAUUAUAAGGCUGCAACAUAACAAAAUGUGAAAAAAGAAGGGGUCUGAAUACUU